AUAAAUUUGAAAUAUAUAAAAGAAUAUAUGAGACUAAUAAGCUCCUGAACGCGUCGUGUACUGAAAAGCUGUGCCGUCUACGGAAAUGCGGCACAUCUGCGUUAUAUUCAUAUUGGCGGCAUUACAACUACAAAUAUAUGUGCCGCCAUAUUAUUUUAUUGACUUAUGACUUAGUCGUACUAGUUGGCAACUUGAACCAAGUGACUCCAAAUUUUCGCAUUAAAGGCACGGUUACAAAUUAUGAUGAGUUAAUCCUAAGAAAAGAACACAUAUAUUCAGAGGAGUCACCGUUUGGUAUUAAAAACCCAAAAACUGGGGAAAUCCUGACACCGAUUAUCGAAAAUGAAAUUCGUUUUAUGACAGUUAAUACCACCUUCUUCAGUAGCGAUCAUAUCAGUGUGUUUUUGGCAACGAACCGACGUGAACGCGUACCAAUGACACAAGGAACCGGUUUUUACGAGUUUCAUCUAACCGAUCCCAGCAUUGCUCAUGUGGAUUUCGACGUCAAAGAGAGGACACUUGUUAUUACACCUUUGCAUAUUGGACACACUCGUUUGGAACUGGUGGAUCGUUGUUCGACCAAUGAACCUGCCUAUUUGUCUAUUUCAGUCGUUAGUAUUGGUGAAAUACGUGUACGCGCGCCAGACCGUGUAGAGCGAACCAAAUCUAUAAAAGCUAUUAUUCAAUUAUAUGAUACUUGCGACAAUUUGAUACGCAUCAAUCCUUUUAAUAUGCAAAUGUAUGAGUUGUCCCAAGAAAUUUUUAGUGCAAACAUAUUAAGCAUCCAGCUGGGAGAUCAAAACAAUUUAGAUGUUGGCGCAAUCAGAUAUAUAAUAACAGCGAAUAAUUUGGGUGAAGCAAAAAUUGUAUUCAGUGCUGGUAGCGGUGAUGUGCUAGUAUCCAGCGAACCAAUCGACAUACAAGUAUUUCCUCCAUUAAGAUUGUAUCCACGCAACUCUACUCUGGUAGUUGGUUCAAAUAUGCAAAUAUGUUAUCAAGGCGGACCACAACCGGAUGUAAACAUCGUCUACCAUGUGCAUGACCAUAAGGUUAUAUCAAUGGACUCUGCUCUUGUAACUGCCCAUAAAUUGGGGGAAAUUGGGGAUUACUGGUAAAUGCAUUGUAAGAAAUCUCAGCAAUGAUAAAGAUGAGGUAAUAUCAGAGG
This is a messenger RNA of Glossina fuscipes, 1165 nucleotides long. RefSeq names its product nuclear pore membrane glycoprotein 210-like. The record is from RefSeq and is a predicted model, not a curated record. Gene Ontology annotation, cellular component: nuclear pore. The coding region runs from base 138 to 1115 and encodes 325 amino acids. Lineage: Eukaryota; Metazoa; Arthropoda; Insecta; Diptera; Glossinidae. The transcript is spliced from 6 exons.